UCACAGCACUACCUGACGUGUUUCAGCGGGACCAUCGCUGUGCCCUUCCUGCUGGCGGAGGCAAUGUGUGUGGGACAAGACCAGUACAUGGUCAGUCAGCUGGUGGGAACCAUCUUCACCUGCGUGGGAAUCACCACAAUCAUACAGACCACAUUUGGAGUCAGGUUACCUCUUUUCCAGGCCAGUGCUUUUGCCUUCCUCAUCCCUGCCCAAGCCAUCUUAGGGCUGGAUAGAUGGAAAUGUCCCCCUAAAGAGGAGAUUUAUGGAAACUGGAGUCUUCCUCUGAACACCUCACACAUCUGGCACCCAAGGAUAAGAGAGAUCCAGGGUGCCAUCAUAGCYUCCAGUGUGGUGGAGGUSGUCAUCGGGCUGGUGGGUCUCCCUGGUCUCCUGCUGGACUACAUCGGGCCCCUGACCGUCACCCCCACCGUGUCCCUCAUCGGCCUGUCUGUAUUCCAGACCGCUGGGGACAGAGCCGGGUCUCACUGGGGCCUCUCAGCACUGUCCAUCUUCCUCAUCGUGCUGUUUGCUCAGUAUCUGAGGAACUGGUCCUUCCCUCUCCCCUCCUACAACAGAAAGAACGGCUUCAGCACCGCCAGGGUUCAGAUCUUUAAGAUGUUCCCGAUCCUCAUGGCCAUCAUGUUGGUGUGGUUGCUAUGUUACAUCCUGACCCUGACCGAUGUGCUGCCCAGUGACCCCAGCCAGUACGGACAGAAGGCACGCACAGACGCCCGUGGGGACAUCAUGACCCUCUCCCCCUGGUUCCGGGUCCCCUACCCCUGUAAGAGACCAUCGGGCGGUUUGCCCACGAUGACCACCGCUGGGGUUUGCUGGGCGAUGUUCAGCGCCCACACUAAGGCUGGCAUCGGUAGGAAUCUAUCGCGGCACUAUUACGCCUGUGCCCGCCUCUCAGGGGCACCCCCCUCCCACCGUCCUUCUAUACCUGUCCAUGCCAUCAACAGGGGUAUCUUCACAGAGGGGGUGUGCUGUAUUAUAGCAGGACUGCUGGGUACAGGAAAUGGCUCCACCUCUUCCAGUCCCAACAUUGGAGUUCUGGGAAUCACUAAGGUGGGAAGCAGGAGGGUAGUACAAUACGGUGCAGCCAUAAUGUUCCUGUUAGGAACUGUAGGGAAAUUCACUGCGCUCUUCGCAUCGCUGCCUGACCCCAUUCUAGGUGGUAUGUUCUGCACCUUGUUCGGUAUGAUCACGGCUGUGGGCUUGUCCAACCUGCAGAGUGUAGACCUCAACUCCUCUAGGAAUCUUUUUGUCCUCGGCUUCUCCAUGUUCUUUGGCCUAAUGUUGCCCAAUUACCUAGACAUGCAUCCUGGCUGCAUCCAAACAGGAGCUGCAGAGGUGGAUCAAAUCCUUACAGUGCUCCUGACCACGGAGAUGUUUGUCGGAGGCUUCCUGGCGUUUGCUCUGGAUAACACCAUCCCAGGCACCAGGAGGGAGAGAGGGCUGCUGGACUGGAAGGCAGAUGAGAGCAGGGGGGGAAGCUCAGCGAACAUGCGUACUUAUGACUUCCCUAUUGGAAUGAGCUGCGUUAGGAAAGUCAGCUUCCUGCGCUAUCUACCCAUCUGCCCCAGCUUCCAAGGCUUCAUGCGAUGCAGACGGAAGGACAGCGUGCAGGAAAACAUGGAGGAUGAAUUAAGAGAGAGGAAUGAGAGUUUACGCAUGGACACAACAAUUACCUUGGCCUGUACCAAAGUAUAGUAACCCUGCAAUGAUUCAUCUUUAAGAUCAUUUUAUACUGAGCUGAAUUUUUUACAGCUAUUUAUUGUUUUUGGACACUUACAGUUGUAAUCGAAAAAUGUCUGCAAUGAUGUUGCAUUUUUGAAACUGGAAUGUUAUUGACCAGAGCACAUUCCUCACCACAUUGAUUUGGGAGGUUCGUCUACUGUCCCCAUUUUUCUACUCACCACUACCACCUUACAGCAUUCUGUUUCUAAGUUGAAGAACAAAGAGUCAUAUAUUCAGAUGCAUACUGACCUUAUACUUGUAUGUAGACUGUAGACUGUAUUGAAGAAGCAGAGCCAACAGUAACAGUGUUUAUUUAGUAAGUCUUUAUCGUGUACAAAAUGAUAAGUAAUGAUAGUGUAUCUCUUCUGAUGAUCUGAACUCAAACACAUGUGAGGUUAUGCAAAAACCUUUAUGAUAUAAAACUAAAGUAUAAUUAAGGAAA
Messenger RNA from Salvelinus sp. IW2-2015, 2182 nucleotides. Its product is annotated as solute carrier family 23 member 1-like. Gene Ontology annotation, biological process: transmembrane transport. Gene Ontology annotation, molecular function: transmembrane transporter activity. Gene Ontology annotation, cellular component: membrane. The record is from RefSeq and is a predicted model, not a curated record. Lineage: Eukaryota; Metazoa; Chordata; Actinopteri; Salmoniformes; Salmonidae.